AUAAUAGUUGAGGAUGAAUUAACUAAUUUAAGAACCAAAGGUUUAAAAGCCUGAUAAACCAGUUGUUGCAAAUAAAAAAUAAAUACCAAUACCAGAGCUUGUAUAAACAAUCAAAACAGCCCAUGGAAAAUUACAAAACAUAUAAACUGAUUUUGAAGAAAGAACCAAGAAAUUUAGCAAUUUGACCUCGACAAUGACAGUAAGUUUUGAGUGUAGUGUAUCGAAAGAAAUAAUAAAUUAUGCAGUAUAUUUAAGUUUAAAUAUUAAGGUUUACUUAGCUGAAUGUUUUAAGGGUUACAAGCAUUACGAUUAACAAAUUGAUUUGGAACAAUUUUUAAAAUUAAAUUAUUUCUCUUCAGAAUAGCAACAAACUAAAUAAUUAUAAUGCCCUAUUUGUAAAACCAUCACAAAAUUUGAGAAAAUAGAAUAAGCCUUCUAUCCUCAUCUCAUAACCAACUAUUUAAGAGAAAAAGUAUCAAUUUUUUUUAAUGUAGUGUGGAUAAUUCCCAAGAUAAUUGAUGUAUAAUUUUAAGGACAAAAUAUUUUAUCCAUUACAUAAGGGAAAAAUGGGGAAUGUGUAAAAUUCUUAUUUUGAUUAGAUUCACAAACUAAUGAAAUAAAAUAUAUAACCUUAAGGUUAAUUCUAUUAGAUUGUCAAAAAUUUAAAUGUUAAUUAUAGUUUUCUUUUCUACAAUAAUUGCUCUUUGAGUUAAAUAAAAGUGAUGCUUCCUGUUAGGGGAUUGAAGUGUGCUCAUUUUGAAGUAUAUGAUCUGACUGCUUUAUUAUAUCAUUUCGAUAAAAAAGAAUAAAGUUUUAAAUGCAAAAGACCUGAAUGCAAUUCUAUAAUAAGUUAUAAUGAGAUAUGCUUAGAUAUAGAUUUAUUUAAUAGUUGUUUAAAAUCAUAUAGUUUUACAUUUUCGUUUAUUUAUAAUCAUGAAACAAAACAGUUAGAAGAUAUUUUAGAAAGAGAGAAAGAUUAAAAUUUAUUAAAAUAUAGAUAGUUAAAUGAAUUAUAAGAAUAUUUGAAUUAUUAAUCAAAAAUAUAUAAAAUAGUAGAUUAAAUUUACACAAGUCCUGUUAAUUAAGAAAAUACAGAAGAAUUUUAUACAAAGAAUUCAAUUGAUAAAAUUAAGAAAGAGAAGGUGAAUUUUAUGUUUUGUUAAUUUACUGGUUAGAGAAUCGAAUUGCCUUGUAGAUGUAUAAGAUGUACUUAAGUGUAAACUUGUGAUUUAAGAUUUAUGAGUUGUGUAUUGAAUUAAUUUUAAAAUCCUGCUGAAACAAAUAAGGUACUUAAUGUAAUAAAUUAUUGUCCUUUAUGUAAAAAUCCAUUUACUAAGAAAAUAAGACCAAAAGAUUUAGCCUUAUUUGAUUAAGUAUACGUGGAUGUAAAAAUGAUGAAUUUCUUAACAGUAACAACAGGAUUUGCAAAUAUAACUUAAAAUUAAUUUAUACAAUUUCUUAAUAAUAAGGUGAUAUCAAGGGUGAUAGUAAAAAGAGACCAGGAGUCAAUUUUAAAAGGAAGAAAUGCUAUAAAUAGAAUUUUUUUGAAAGUAAAUUUAUUAAGAUAUAAAAAUAUAGUGUCCAAUUUCAAAAUAAAAAAUUUUAAGACCAAUUAGAGGAAACAAUUGUGUACAUGCUUAACCUUUUGAUUUUGGAUGUGUAGACUUGCAUUAAAAUGGGGAAAUCGAUUUAAACGAUAUGAAAUGUCCAGUCUGCAAUUUAAAAUUUGAUUAUUUCUUAGAAGACCUCUAUUUGAAAGAUCAUUUAGAGAUAUUUUAUGCACAAUAGUUGUAAGAAUGUGAAAUGGCAUGCUUAAACUUAAUGGAGGGCAAACUUUUAAUAAAACCAAAAUUUUAAUGAUUGGUAAUAUUAUAUAUACAUUAAUUUAAAAAUGAU
Molecule: messenger RNA, 1896 nt
Organism: Paramecium sonneborni
Lineage: Eukaryota; Ciliophora; Oligohymenophorea; Peniculida; Parameciidae
Source: the annotation of a GenBank genome assembly